Messenger RNA from Sphenostylis stenocarpa, 1737 nucleotides. The record is from the annotation of a GenBank genome assembly. Lineage: Eukaryota; Viridiplantae; Streptophyta; Magnoliopsida; Fabales; Fabaceae.
AUGGUUGGUGAUUUGGCGUUUUGGUUUGCUGAUGGUUGCUACUACAGGGAGGACUGGGCAAAAAAACUGGUUCACUGGAAAGGGGAAUUUGUGUCAACGUUGCAGCAUUAUUGGUUGGGUUCUAAGCUGCUUUGGGCUGACGUGAGGAUCAGUUCCAGGUUGUUGUUGAAGCUUGCAGGUGGGAAGAGUCUCUCCAGAAGGGAGAGGCAGCAACUGACACGGACUACUGCUGAUAUCUUUAGGCUAGUUCCUUUUGCAGUUUUCAUUAUUGUUCCUUUUAUGGAAUUCCUCCUGCCUGUGUUUCUAAAGUUAUUCCCUAACAUGUUACCCUCAACAUUUCAAGACAAGAUGAAAGAACAGGAAGCAUUGAAAAGGAGACUCAAGGCAAGAAUAGAGUAUGCAAGGUUCCUUCAGGAUACGGUCAAAGAAAUGGCAAAAGAAGUUCAGAACUCCCGUAGUGGAGAACUAAAGAAAACAGCUGAAGAUCUUGAUGAAUUUUUGAACAUGAUUAGAAGAGGUGCAACUGUCUCUAAUGAGGAAAUUUUGGGCUUUGCUAAGUUGUUUAACGAUGAACUUACUCUAGAUAAUAUAAGCAGGCCACGAUUAGUCAAUAUGUGCAAGUACAUGGGAAUAAGCCCUUUUGGCACUGAUGCAUACUUGCGCUAUAUGCUAAGAAAACAUUUACGAAGGAUUAAGGAAGAUGAUAAAUUGAUUCAAGCAGAAGGUGUGGAUUCUCUUUCAGAAGCUGAACUUCGGGAAGAUUGUAGAGAGCGAGGCAUGCUUGGGUUGUUUUCUGUUAAAGAAAUGCGCCAACAGCUUCGAGAUUGGCUCGACUUAUCUCUAAAUCACUCUGUGCCAUCAUCCCUUUUGAUACUUUCAAGGUCAUUUACUGUGUCUGGGAAAUUGAAACCAGAAGAAGCUGUACAGGCUACACUUUCUUCUCUUCCCGAUGAGGUUGUAGAUACUGUACAGGUUACAUCUUUACCCUCUGGGGAUUCUCUCUCAGAGAGGAGGAGGAAAUUGGAGUUCCUUGAAAUGCAAGAAGAACUUAUUAAGGAGGAAGAGGAGAAGAGAGAGGAAGAGGUGCAAGCAAGGAAGGAGAGUAGUUCUAGUGAAGAUGAUAAGGCCCUGAAAGAGAUGAAUAUUUCUACGGCAAAAGAGGCUCACCAACUUGCCAGAGACAGAGCAUUGGAAAACAAAGAGCAGCUGUGUGAAAUUAGUCGUGCAUUAGCAGUUUUAGCUUCUGCGUCGUCUGUAAGUACAGAGCGUGAAGAUUUUCUUAGGCUGGUUAAUAAAGAGAUAGAACUCUAUAAUAGCAUGGUAAAGAAAGAGGGUUCAGAUGGGGAAAAAGAUGCCUUUAAGGCAUAUAAAGCUGCGCGAGAGGGACAUGACCAUGUUACUGAGUCUGGUGAAGGGGAUAAGGUGUCAUCAGCACUCAUUGAGAGAGUUGAUGCUAUGCUUCAAAAUCUCGAGAAGGAAAUAGAUGAUGUGGAUGCCAAAAUUGGUGACCGUUGGAGGCUGCUGGACAGAGAUUAUGAUGGGAAGGUAACUGCUGAGGAGGUAGCCUCUGCUGCAAUUUACUUAAAGGAUACAUUGGGCAAGGAGGGUAUCCAAGAACUUGUCAGCAAUCUUUCCAAAGAUAGAGAUGGGAAAAUACUAGUUGAGGACAUUGUUAAGUUGGGCAGUUGGAGGGAAGAUGGUAAUGCACCUGAAGAUGGGACCAGGGAGAGCGUCUGA